Messenger RNA from Trichoderma aggressivum f. europaeum, 1677 nucleotides. RefSeq lists its product as uncharacterized. Gene Ontology annotation, molecular function: pyridoxal phosphate binding; glutamate decarboxylase activity. The transcript is spliced from 4 exons. NCBI's taxonomy places the organism in Eukaryota, Fungi, Ascomycota, Sordariomycetes, Hypocreales, Hypocreaceae. Gene Ontology annotation, biological process: L-glutamate catabolic process. The record is from RefSeq and is a predicted model, not a curated record. Gene Ontology annotation, cellular component: cytosol. Bases 1 to 1677 code for a protein of 558 amino acids.
AUGGUCCACCUCAGCGCCAUCAGCCGAUCCGGCUCGGCCACGCCCUCCAGCCGUGAAGCCGCCGGCGCCCCCUCGCUCUCCGUGGAAAAGCCUCUGCACAAGAGCCUCUCGCAGGUCAAGCUGUCCAGCUACGCCGACGAGUUCACCACCAGCGUCUACGGCUCGCAGUUUGCCGGCCAGGACCUGCCCAAGCACUGCAUCCCCAGCGGCGCCAUGCCCAAGGACGUUGCGUACCACAUGAUCAAGGACCACCUCAGCCUGGACAACAACCCCAAGCUCAACUUGGCUUCCUUUGUCACGACUUACAUGGUGCGUUUUCUGCUCAACCUACAUAUAUCCAACGUUGAUCCAGGCCUAACAUUUGAUGCCCAAAUCCAGGAAGACGAAGCCGAAAAGCUCAUGACCGAGGCCUUUUCCAAAAACUUCAUCGACUACGAGGAAUACCCCCAGUCCGCCGACAUCCAGAACCGCUGCGUCAACAUGAUCGGCGAGCUCUUCCACGCCCCCGCCGGCGGCGACAGCAUCGGCACCUCGUGCAUCGGCUCCUCCGAGGCCAUCAUGCUCGGCGUCCUCGCCAUGAAGCGCCGCUGGAAGCUGCGCCGCCAGGCCGAGGGCAAGCCCGCCGACAGGCCCAACAUCAUCAUGUCCUCCGCCGUCCAGGUCUGCUGGGAAAAGGCCGCGCGCUACUUCGAGGUCGAGGAGAAGUACGUGUACUGCACGGCGGACCGGUACACGAUUGAUCCCCAGGAGGCUGUGGACUUGGUCGACGAGAACACGAUUGGCAUUGCCACCAUCUUGGGGACGACUUACACGGGACACUACGAGGAUGUAAAGGGGAUCAACGACCUGCUGGUGGAGAAGAACCUGGAUGUGCCGAUUCACGUAGAUGCUGCCAGCGGCGGCUUUGUUGCGCCGUUUGUGCUGCCGGACCUGGAGUGGGAUUUCAGACUGCCCAAGGUUGUUUCCAUCAACGUCUCGGGCCACAAGUACGGCCUCGUCUACCCCGGUGUCGGCUGGGUCGUCUGGCGCUCACACGAGUACCUCCCCCAAGACCUCAUCUUCAACAUCAACUACCUCGGCGCCGAGCAAUCCUCCUUCACCCUCAACUUCUCCAAGGGCGCCUCCCAGGUCAUCGGCCAGUACUACCAGUUCAUCCGCCUCGGCAAGAAGGGCUACGAGUCCAUCAUGAGCAACCUCACCCGCACCGCCGACUACCUGACCGACGUCCUCGAGCGCGACGGCUUCGUCAUCAUGUCGGAGCGCGCCGGCCAGGGGCUCCCCCUCGUGGCCUUUCGCUUCAAGACCCCCGCCGAGGGCGGCAAGGAGCGCCACUACGACGAGUUCGCCCUCGCCCACCACCUGCGGUCCAGGGGCUGGGUGGUUCCCGCGUACACCAUGGCGCCGCACACGGAGCAGAUGAAGAUGCUGCGCGUGGUGGUGCGCGAGGACUUUUCCAAGAGCCGCUGCGACUUGCUGAUUCACGACAUCAAGCUGUGCCUGGGCAUGCUGGAGAACUCGGAUGCCGAGACCAUCAAGCGACAGGAGGCAUUCAUCAGGGACCACAUUGCGUCGCAUGGCAAGAACAAGCAUCAGAGCAGACAUCAUGCUUCGAAGCACUACUCGGGCGAGGGACACUCUUUGCAGGGAAAGACGGGGAAGACGCACGCCAUCUGCUAA